GUCCGAUUUGAAGAGUUUUUCGGCAUUACAUGCGGACGACCCUACGCAUACACACCCACACACCCACGCACUUACACACAAACGCACGCCAGCUAAGAGCAGGCCUCAAUCUUCCUAUCAGAGGACACAGGCAAAGAUAGGAACUGUGUUGGCAGACACGCUCAGUGACUAGUUCACAGCGACUAGUAGGGGCCCCGCGCGCGCGCGAGAGAGAGAAAGAGAGUGAGAGGCCUUGUUUGACACCGGGAACCGGCACAGGGCUGAUGCACGCUUCCAACGCCAAAACGGACAGGCAGGCUAAAACACCAGGCAGUCGUCAACCCCAUCCUGGCAUUGCGACAUCCAUGGGUAAGCCACUCACAGCGCAUCUGUUGCCCUCUCGGUCGCAGCCGCACUUGCCCGUGGUCGAAGGAUGCCGGCCCCCUUACAUCCUGCGGAACCAGGAUGGUCCCUGAUAACUCUUACUCUGUAAGGGGAACAGUCCGUUUCUCACGUUGGCCCCCUCCCUACUGCCGCCUCCCGGCCGGGAUACCCCUUCCAGCUGCCAAGACCUGCGGCUCCAGGAAACUUGUGACGAUGCUGCGACGUCCAACUGUCCGAUGUUUCUGGCACGCUGUAGGAACGGGGACGUCUCAAAAAGCACAACGACUCGAAACCAAUCGUCAUACCCCUCUCCCUCCCCAUCAAUCCGUCGGAGCAGGUGUGUUAUUGCCCUUCCAGCUGCAGUGUUGUAUGCCGUCAAGCUUUUUUCAUUCAAGAACGGUCGUGCGGAUGAGUGAGCUCGGUUGAUUUCUCGCUUGAGACCAAGCAAGAACAAGAGGCUUUGUGUGUCGGUUUUAUUAUGUGUACUAGAAUAACAAAAGAAAAGACCAAACAGGCAUGAGGUAAGGUUGUCAUGGUGUCGCUAGGUAAGAUAACGAUGGAUGGUAUAAGUAUUUUUUUUUAGAGGCAGAGAAGCCAGAUAUACACACUCUUAGGGCUCAAUACGCCGCCGGCCGGAAAGGAAAAGAAAGCAUAGACCGAGUUGGUUUCCACACUCUCGAUGGCUUGAAGUACACGUCGCAUGCUGGAGGGUUGUCUAAAAAAAAAGGAAUAACACCCACCAGCCCAACCCAUCCCCUUCCGUUGAUAUCAUGGCAUAAAUAAAGAUGACAAGGCCGGGUCACACCGGGAAGUUUGUGUGCCUGCGCCGUUUUUUGUUUUUUUGUUUUGUUUUUGUGUUUGUUUUCGUUCUCUCUUUCGGUUUCAUGUGAUGAUAGUAUGAUGAACCCGACACU
Colletotrichum destructivum is the source of this 1277-nucleotide messenger RNA. RefSeq lists its product as uncharacterized. Bases 600 to 779 code for a protein of 59 amino acids. The transcript has a single exon. The record is from RefSeq and is a predicted model, not a curated record. NCBI's taxonomy places the organism in Eukaryota, Fungi, Ascomycota, Sordariomycetes, Glomerellales, Glomerellaceae.